Molecule: messenger RNA, 2258 nt
Organism: Papilio polytes (common Mormon)
Lineage: Eukaryota; Metazoa; Arthropoda; Insecta; Lepidoptera; Papilionidae
Gene: ida
Product: anaphase-promoting complex subunit 5
Exons: 10
Coding region: 629-2218 (529 amino acids)
Biological process (GO): protein K11-linked ubiquitination; anaphase-promoting complex-dependent catabolic process; positive regulation of mitotic metaphase/anaphase transition
Cellular component (GO): anaphase-promoting complex
Source: RefSeq, a predicted model, not a curated record
CCACAUUGUUUGUACUGUGCGUUGAUUGUAUCUAAAUAAUCAAUAAGAUUUUUACAGUUCUGUACGUAAGCAUCACAUAAGACAAUUUCUAUCAUAUUAAGGCUAUUCCUCGCCUUUUUGUCUAAAGAGAGAGCAUUGCUUAAAGUUUCCUACAAAAGUUCUUUAAUUACAGAGUCUGCUCCCCCACUUAAGAAGGUACAAGCAAGUACUAUCUAUAACAAUAUGCGUUUUUGUAUUCAAAAGGAAAGAAUUGCCCUUUAAUGUGGAAGUAAUACCUUGGUGGUAACCCUAAAUGCUCGGUGGCGCCUUCCUGUCGAUGUCAAAAAGAUGCCACAAUAUUCUUGUAGAGCUAUAAAUUCAAUACUUUGACGAUUCAAUGACAAUUAGCAAUGUCAAACCAUGGCAAUUGGCAACAACAACACGGUGCUUUUCUUUAUCAUGAAUGCAUUGCAUUGGCAACAAUUUUUCGUGUUUUGUUUACUAUGGAAAUGUCAAUGAAAACUUGAACUUGACUUAAACCGCUUUUCACAAUAUAACGUAUCAAAUAUUACCCUAGUAUUAUAUUUUAAUAUUGACUUUAUAGCGAUAGGAAUCUCUACCACCCCUCUCAAAAAGUUAAUAUAAUAACAUGGAAGGCAGUGGCGAAAAUUUAGACUUUAGUAGAUUAAUAAAUGUACGAGGCAAUGUUGAUAAUAUAACACCUCACAAGAUAGCAGUCGUUGCUUUUAUUAGAGAAUAUGGUUUAUUAAAAAUUGAAGCGAAAACCAUGAUUAACUGCACUAUGGCACCUAAAUAUAGAAAAGACUUUUGUAUUUUAGCCCUGAAAUUAAUUCAGUGCCCAGAUAUGGAUUUUAAGGAUUUAGAGACACUUCUUACGGAUGGACGGUAUAAUUUAUUAAGUGUGCACUUGGAAAAUUUCUGUGUUCGUCUCAAGAAUAUACAUGUUAAUGGUAUAAGUGCUUUGAUGGACUGCGUUACUUCAACUAUUGAUAAGUUGAUGAUAGAACAAAGUGAGACAAACCCUUGUACUAUCACAAGAUGCAGUGUUUUAGGUUUCUACUUGAGGAGGAUAAUGUUGCAAUUGGAUAAACUUACUUUUGUGCAAGUAGUGUCCCUGUAUAAAUCAUUUUGUGUGUAUUAUCAAAAAGGUCGACCGGGUUUGAUGAUGAGAUCCCUAAGCAAGGAGAGAUUAAAUCAUAUGGAAUCAACAGUUGGUGUGCCGUGUACAGGUUCACCUUCACUACCAGAAGAAACAAAGCCACAAGAAGUUUUUACAAGAAUGAAUUUAAUUGAAAGAGACAACAGCCUUGAAGAAUGUCAGUGGUCAAGGAAACAAGCAGAGUUAUUUACAGCUCAACAAGCUAAUUUAUUACAGAUAAAUGAAAGAAAAGCACUUCCUCCUAAACAACUACAGAAAACUAUAAUGCAGAUCAUGAAUGAUAUUCCAGAUUAUUCAGACAUUCAUUUUCUUAGUUUCCUAAACUGCAUGAGGAUGAAGGAAUUUUGUGGUGCUCAAGACUCAUUAUACAAUUGUUUCGACAGAACCGUAUUUAAUAUCUGUAGCAGUACAAAUAACAUGAAUGAUAAAAAUAAAAAUUUUCGAUAUGCUGCUCUGAAUAGAGCUGCUAUGCACACACAGUUUGGUCAUUUGUAUGUAUGUUUUUACCUGCACUUCGCGCCGCUGCGGCUGCAGGCGAUGAUCCUGAUGUCGCAGGUGCAGCUGUCCUACAGCGCCACGCAGUCCACCAACGUGUUGCUGUUGAACGAGGCGCUGUCGUGGGCGAAGAAGUUCCACUUGCACUACCUGGCCGCCACCGUCGAGAUGCACAUCGCCAACGUGCAGCUGCAUAUGGGCUGCGCCAAGAACGCCCUGCUGCUCGUCAGGAAAGUCCUUCCGCUGGUGAUGGCGCACGGCAGCGCUUACGACAUGGCCAGAGGAUUGUUGCUUUAUACAAAAUGCCGCAUCGCGACCGCUCCGCCCUCGGGCGAGGCUCGGAUACAAGUAUUUCAAUCUUGUUGUGAAGCUCUCGAGUCUGUGAAGGAGAACUUUUGCAAAAUUGGCGCACAAGUUAGGUUGUUACAGACGUGGUACAUACAGGCACAAUUGUAUAACGACGUGGGAAAUAUUGCAGCAAGAAAUCAAUGCGCCUGGAUGUACCGACAGUUGGAAACACAAAAUCCAGUCGACCUGUCCAAUAUGUUACAUAUUAUGUAUUAAAAAUAUGUUAAUACCGUUUUUAAAUGAUCUUUCAUACACU